Messenger RNA from Aureobasidium namibiae CBS 147.97, 3336 nucleotides. RefSeq lists its product as uncharacterized. NCBI's taxonomy places the organism in Eukaryota, Fungi, Ascomycota, Dothideomycetes, Dothideales, Saccotheciaceae. The transcript is spliced from 3 exons. Gene Ontology annotation, cellular component: prospore membrane. Bases 1 to 3336 code for a protein of 1111 amino acids. Gene Ontology annotation, biological process: protein localization to prospore membrane; ascospore-type prospore membrane formation. The record is from RefSeq and is a predicted model, not a curated record.
AUGGCCUCCGCCGACGACCCUGACGCGACUUUAAAAACAGCCAUCGACUCCCUGGGCGACGACGACUCCUACACCGUCCACCGACUCAAACAUGCUUCUCCCGAACAUCUAUACCUAACUACUCGUCGCUGCUUCAUCGGUCCCAUCCCAGAAGGCUGGCUCAAGACCCAUCGCAAAGAGUGGUACAAGCACUAUCUGGGCAUCCACCACUCCUCCAAAGCCCCCUCCUUCUCUGCCUCCGACGACGUUGGCCGCCGCCGCCGUCUCACCGGCCUCGACGCCCCAAACCCCUCAGCCUUGUAUCGCGCAAGCUUCCCGCAACCCGAUAACGCCCAUGGAGAAGCACUGCGAGAGGAUGAGCAUGAGUCAGAUGGUGAGGCCACAAUCAGAGCGCCGGCCGCUCUCAACAUCCCAAGAGGAGGCCUGAGCGAUCCUGCACUUCUGAAAGAACAAGGAGAGAACGCCGAAGAGGUUCUGGCUUCGUAUACUACAGCCCACACUGUAGCUUCUCCUUCGACGCCGACUCCUCUGGCCACACCCAGGCCUGGCGCCGCUCCGUCAGACUACAUGGAUUCGCGUCCAACAGAUACCUUCCGAAGACGUGAUACUUCAGACGCUUCUUUCGUAACAGCUUCAGAUGGAGGCUCAAUGAUCCUAGACGAGCCAGGUGCCGCAUUCCACGAUCACUCCGAGUCAUCUAGCGAUCAUGAUACGACCCCAAAGAACAGUCCUCGUACCGGCGGCGAGCGAAGUAGUGCUUCUUUUGAAACCACCAAUUUAGCCACGCCAGGACCUACUACAUCCGACACCUCUCUCCUCGCAUCACAACAUGCUCAACAACUAUCCCAGGGCGUUGUUGAAGAAGACGCAUUGGGCGCAGCGCUCAAUCUAGAGCCACAACGAGAUCCACCACAGGCCGCAGGACAGGAGAAUCGCAACAGCCACGAAAUUCGGUCACCCGGUCUCGUCAAAUUCAACAUUCCAGAGAAUCCAAUGCUGAAGCAGGAAGUCCAAGUGCGAGCCAAGAUGGCCCAGGGCAUGCGCACAUCGCGACUGUCUCGAGCCUUUACUCGAGGAAAGCUGAAGGAUGGAGAGAUUGUUAAAGUGGAGAAGAUGCUUGUUCGUCUGGACAUCACGACCGGCUCAGAGCAGCCCAAUGAUGAUUAUGACGAGAAAGAUAGCCAGCGAGUCGAGACACGGAUCACAGAAAAGUGGAGAGAGUUCAUGGUUGUAUGUCGAGAGAGCCACGAAGAUGGUGCUGUCUUGUGCCUGCAGAUGUACAAGACCAGAGUCAUUCCAGCAACGAACCAGAGCAAGACCAAGAAGCGCUUCAAGCACGAGAUAUUACUGGAUCCUGCAAAGCUCAAGGUCAACCUGUACAGCAGCCUCGACAAAACCCUUGUGCUCUGGCAAGCCAAGGGGCCGCAAACGAUUAUUUGCUUCCUCCGACCUCGCUCCGCACCCAGCGCAGUAGAGUGGUACACUUUCUUGAGAGGUGUACUCGGCCUACAUCGACCACGCACUCUUCAGAUCAACAUACCCGAUCUGAGUGUCGGCCUUCGACUUGAUAAUCCAUUUGAAGAGUUGGUAUCAGAAGAGGCCCUGGAAAAAGCCGCAGAUGGUGACGAGGCCGCCAUCUGCAAAGCCAUGCAAGCUGAACGAGCCAUCGCCUCAAAAAUCAUUGAUCGUUGUCUGGAGAUGCUAUCACAGAGCAAAGAGUGGGACGACGUACUCAAAACAUGGGGCCACAAAUCGAAGAUUGGCCUGGCUUGGAAGCGCUACGACCGACUGGAAUGGGUACAUGGUAUCAACGAGCAUAAGAUGUACGGCACCAUGGCAUUGCAACGAACUCAUGAGCUGGAGUUGCGCCCUAAGAAACAUUACCCUGUUUCCGUCAAGAUGGUCAAUGGCGAAAACAUGCAGGAGCCUGCUCCGGUAGAAGGUUUCCUCAUCCGCUUGACUUCUCAAAAGGGCACCGACCAGAAAUUCGGAAAGUUGUUCUACAAGCGGUUAUACUUCAGCACGCAGAACAACUACCUACUCUUUCUUCGACCAGCGAAAGCGAAGCCUCCUCCGCCACCGAAGAUGCCUAUGAAGGAAAAUUGCAACAUUCCCAGUGCGAAGCAAAUUGCAGAAAAGAUUCCAUUAAUCUACGCAGUCAAUCCAUUCCCGAUGCAUGCCGGCACGGUCGCGUGGCUAUCAGACUCCGCUAACGAUGCAGAAGACAGGAAAAGACACGACAGAGAUGCGCAUGACGAAGCAGAACGAAAUGCGCAGUCUUUGCUGGAUUGCGAUGGGUUCAUCAACCUUUCCGAUGUUGUGGAGGUUCGUAAUGUGGUGAGAGGAGCAACACCAGCUGAUGAAGCCGUGGAUGAGGGCCCACAGGUCGACUUCGAUGAGGAAGUUGAGGACAGCCACCACGACGAUGGCACAACCAAAGAAUUUGAUGACGCACGAACGUUCGAGCUGCUCAUGCGCAAUGGUCUGGUCGUGCGACUACAAGCGUUCAGCAAAGCGACGAAAAAGGAGUGGAUAAGACGACUUCGAGCUUUAGCCAAGUACUGGACACGACGGGCUUCCCAGGAUCUGGCUCUGUUCAAGCUCGUCCGACAGCAAAAUCUGGACACGCUCAAUAUCGACAUGCAGGCAGAAGCGUACGUCGGUAUGUUCGCGCACAAGUGGGAAGUGACCAAGUCAUUCGCAUCGCCUGAGCUGUACAAUGUUUGCGGCAUAUCGAACUGUCGCGCAAUCCAUCGAUCUGGGAUUUUGUUCCGCAAACCCCGAGUACAUGGUAUCUUCUCACGCUGUCAUGUCAUUCUCUGUCACGGGCACCUUCUCGUCUUCGAGGACACGGUGCGCAGUGCGACAGGCAAGAAAGUGUCUCAUAUCCACCACCAGCGUAUCGCGUCUAUCGAUCUUCGUGGUUGCUAUCUUUACUCGGGACUGAUUACAGCGAACGACUUACUGUAUUCGAAUCGCACGUUUGACAACAACCGACCUGGAAAUGAUGCGCUCCCUCGCAUGUAUCUCGAAGACGGAUGGGCGAGUGCAGAUGAUGAUGCGAUGACUACGUUUGUGGUGUGGACUGGGCAGCACAAAGGCUGGUUUAGGGCAAGAGAAGAGGAUGGCAAUGAAGGACAGCAAAAGAGUGGCGGAGCACGUAACAAGUUGAAGCGAGUGUCGCAACUCGGCACGACAGGCAGGGCGAUUGUGUUUAAGGCGAGAAGUCGGACGGAACGAGACCACUGGGUGCUGGGCAUCGAGACUGAGAUGGAGAGACUGUCUCAGGCGGAGGAGGUCAGAGUGGUAGGGGAAGGUGCUGCGGCCCAGUCGUGA